AAAUAGGUCUUGUAAUAUUUACAUAAUUAUACAUACAUAUUUAUAUUUAUGUGUAUAUAUAUACUAUAAAUGCAGCUGAGCUUAUUAUGGCUACUUCUUGAUGGAUGUUUGUAGAUAAAUGACUAUUUAUAAACAAGAAUGUUUGCGCUACGUGGGCAGCCGAUUGCAGUAUUAAUAUAACUAUUUUCCUGGCACGGAAUACAUGUUGAAUCAACACUUGUUACGCAAGAAGUCCUAUCACUGUCGUACAGAUACUUAACCUUCUCGCUUCAUUAAAGUGGUUUGAAAUUAGAAUUUUAACUUUCAUUAUGUGAAAUAGCUUUUCAAUAUCACUAAUAAUGUUUACUUUCAUAAAUUUUUUUCUCCAUCCUUUUGUAACCUACCUGUAUAAAUAACAUCCAAAAAGGUCAAAAUGUUAAAAGCAUCGUAUGGCCCCCGCCUAAUCCUCCUGAAGACGAACCACCACAAUAUAAAAUGAGUCCAAAUUCAAAUUACGAUGAACCUAGUCGAACCGUGCUUUCAACAAGUACAAUUGAAAAUAUACCACUUACCCCGUACAAUACACAGCAAUCUAUAAAAGAAAUUGCUACACAAGAAUAUGCUUCUGCAUCCUUUUCAUCAACUGCUAUGUCAUCAAUAAAAACCGAGUCAAUGGAACAACACAUGUCUCAGACGGAACAACAGAAUACUAGUAGGAUUACUAAGUCUGUUGCUCAAGAAUCGUCUGUAAGCCAGAGUUUUGUUUAUCAGUCUCAGGGAUCUUUUAAGGAGGUAUUAGGUCGUCACGGAGACCAAAAUUCGACAACUUCAAAUAUGAAAUACACAGAAGGGGAAUUGGAAAAUAUAAGUAAUACUAGCUUUGAAAAUAAGAUGGAAGCAAACGGAGAUAAAAUCGAUACAACAAAAAUGAAGGAUAAUGAUUUAGAGCCUAAAAAAAUUGAUGAAUUAUUAAUUUCUAGUGAUAGUGUUAACACGCCAGAAAUAAUUGAACAUAAUAGCAUAGAGCAAUUUGAAAGCAGUGAAAGUAACUUUAAGCAACAAACUGAUAAUAUUGAUAAUGGUUCCGCUAAGAAACCUUUGCAAACUGAAAAUAACAAUGAGGAUCAAAAAACCGACACAUUUGAAAAAAAUACACUCAACAGUAAUGUUUCCGAAUCUUUCACCCAAACUUAUUCAGGAGGAUCUAUGUUAGACGCUUUAACGAUCGCCCCAGAACGUCCUUAUUCACCGUUACCAUCACCUCCACAACCAGUUAAUUCACUGUUGUCUCAAACUCCGGUCGAAGAGAGUAAGCAAUGCCACGAAGAUCAGAUUGUAACAGAAGAUGAAAUUUCAAAUGAUUUGUACGACGAUAGUGAAGGUAUUGAACAGAGUGUAAUAAAAACAGAUAUACACAUACCGGAUCCUUCUCCAAUAUUUACUCAACAAUUAAAAAGAGAAAUAACGCCUAUACCACCGCUCAAAGUAUAUAACCCUCCAAAAACAACGGAAGCCCCAGUCCCAAUGCCUGUAGAAACAAAACCGUACAUUCCGCCUGAUUUUACUAUAAUCGCGGAGCCUAAAACCUCCCUAUCGGUACUUCGAUCGUCUUCCUGUUCUCCAAUGAUUGAUGCGUUAACCACAGCACCAGACAGACCUUUUACUCCAAAAAUUACACCUGUAAGUGCUACUGCAAUAGAACGUGGGUCCUUAAGAGAGGCGCUUACUAUUGCUCCUGACCGACCAUUUAGUCCGUUACCUAUAAAUAUUACAAAUCCACCUAAUCAUUACACUGCUACAACUACAGUGCAAACCCACUCUAUUGCGUCGGAAAUAUUAAAACCAAUAGCGACUCAAUCUACGAACCAAAUAGCUAAUCAGGAUAAUACUCAGAUUUUAGGUAACAUACAAAAUACAUACGAAUUGCAAUCUUCAUCUCAGGCAUCCGCUUUUAAGCCAGUUUCCAAACAAGCCUGCGUUCCUCAAAAUCCACAAGAACACAGAUUGGUAAAUAUACCUCCAAUGCAAAUGAAAACGAAACCUUCAUCCAUGUCAGAGUUCACUUCGAUGCAGCAAUCAAGUUUUGCGUCAAAUUAUUUAAGAAACCAAGGCUUCUCAUCUGUUAAGGCAACGCAACACUACUUUGAAGAAUUAGAUAAAAAGGAAUCACUAUCGUCAACAGCAAUAAGAUCGAAGUCUGGUUUACAUAAACCAGAUAGUAUCCCUCCUUAUCAGAAAAAUAUUGAGAUGCUUCCAUCUCAAAGAGGUAUAUCACCAGACAUGUACAGAGAAAAGCCAAUACCUCAAAGGCCCGUGACACCAAAUACCGACCCUCCAACUAAACGUCACGAAAAAUCACAGGAACGACAAAUGAUUGCAGCAACACCACGUAGAGAUAUGCCAAUAUGUAAUCCACCAACAAUUAUAACACCAAUAGAACAAACUCCAAUACCACAAAGCUAUUUACCCGUACAUAAAGAAAAUCCUAUAACUAUGACCUUCCAGCCCGUAUCGGAGGGUAAUUUCAUGAGAGUUUCACCAAUACGCAGUCGGCCAUCUACACCCAGUUUAAUCAAUAAACCUGCUCCUAUAAUUCCACACUAUCAGAUGAAUUUAGUACCGGUAGAACAUUUGGCACCAGAAACGCAUUUAUACGAACCUACUAGUCGCGAAGGAAGUAGGUCACCUACGCCUAAGCCAAGAUCUCGUUCUCCGGCACCUGGACCACCACCUAAUCCUUUAAAAGCACAUGCGCCUAGAAUUAAAGAAACUACCAGCCAGGGUUAUAUGCAGCAAGCACAUUUACCACAACCUACAUCAAAUAUUCAAAAAGGACAUGAGAUUUUACCAAUGCCAUCCGAUACUGAAAAUUAUAGUGCGUAUUCAACGAGACAAGCUGCUCAAGCUCAACAGCCUAUGGUUAAUCAGCAAAGGUUUGAGAAUAUGGAGUAUCAAACUGAAAAUUAUACUAAAGAUGAUAUUAAUGUAAAAGAAGACUCAUUAACUAGUCAACAUUAUGACCAAAGACAAUUGCAAUCACAGAAUGUUGCAGAAUAUGGAAAUACAACAGUCCAAACAACUCGUAAAACGUUUGAAGAAUUUGGACGAACACAAUCUGCUAAAGUUGUAGAAAUCAGACACGGAGGUUCGUCAUCGUUUGGUGGAUAUCAGUUAACUCAACCUAGUAUUGAACCGAGUAAUGUUAGUGCUAAUCAAAAUUAUCCAACGUCUUUUUCAAAUUUGUCUACUCCCCAAACGAUUUCAUCAUUUAGUUCUUCGAUUAAUCCUACUAAUGAGAACAUUGCAACCGCUAGUAGUAAAAUAAAACAAUAUCAACCAACGCCUUCGAGUUCUGGUGCUAACCAAGGUCCAGUGUGUGAUCCUACCCCAUCGACAGGUUCGAGUGUAGGGGCUGCCGCACGUGGCAAAACUUUUGGUGUAUCUUCGGCGCCGAAACGAGGAAGGGGAAUUUUGAAUAAACCUGCGCUGCCCGGUUCCCGCGUGCCUCUUUGCGCAUCCUGCAAUGGAAAUAUUAGAGGACCAUUCAUCACCGCUUUAGGCCGUAUCUGGUGUCCAGAGCACUUCAUAUGCGUGAAUGCAACGUGUAGACGUGCGCUCCAAGAUAUUGGAUUCGUUGAAGAAAAUGGCCAGCUUUACUGUGAAUUCUGUUUCGAACAGUAUAUCGCUCCUUCGUGCGACAAGUGCCAUGCUAAAAUUAAAGGCGAUUGCUUAAAUGCUAUUGGAAAGCAUUUCCAUCCCGAAUGCUUCAGCUGUGUCUAUUGCGGAAAAUUAUUUGGUAACAAUCCGUUCUUUUUGGAAGACGGACUUCCAUAUUGCGAAGCAGAUUGGAACGAGUUGUUUACUACGAAAUGCUUCGCCUGCGGUUUCCCCGUGGAAGCGGGCGACAGGUGGGUCGAGGCGCUCAACAAUAACUACCACAGUCAGUGCUUCAACUGCACGGUGUGCAAAAAGAACCUCGAAGGACAGAGUUUCUUCGCCAAGGGAGGUCGACCUUUCUGCAAGUCACAUGCACGCUAAUAGAUCUUCUCAAAUCAUUUAUAAUUCCGAUACCGUGUACACGACAACAACAUUUCGUCCCGUCUCUUCUUCUCCCAUUUCCACUGUAGAAAUAAAAAAACCAUCACCGCAAAGGACCAGAAAGCUGGAAACACCCCUCCACUUCGAUGGAGGAUUGUUUUCCGACAUUACGAGCGCUGAUGGAAAGGUACUCAGUAAAGUAACGGUAGAUAGAGUACAGCGGUCGACGCGGCAUGACGUAACUAACUCACCAAGUGUUGACUUGCAUGACAAGAAUCCUAACGUCGAUGACAUAAUUAAAACUGAAACUAUAACAAAUGAAGAUGUAAUCACCGUCAAAUUCACUCCAAUACCACUCGAAAUUGAUUCACCACGCUUGCUUACACCAUUGCUGUUAAAUCAAGCAAGAACGCCAAUAGAAUUGAUAAAGAAUGACUACGAAGAUUUGCAGAGCUACAAAAUUGUGGGUUCUUUGUGUAAAGAAAAAAUGUUCGAACCUAAUAAAUUAAUGCCCUCGGUAAAACAAAA
This is a messenger RNA of Manduca sexta (tobacco hornworm), 4545 nucleotides long. It is a transcript of the gene Zasp52, whose product is annotated as PDZ and LIM domain protein Zasp. The transcript is spliced from 5 exons. Gene Ontology annotation, cellular component: Z disc; filamentous actin; stress fiber. The coding region runs from base 475 to 4017 and encodes 1180 amino acids. Lineage: Eukaryota; Metazoa; Arthropoda; Insecta; Lepidoptera; Sphingidae. Gene Ontology annotation, molecular function: actin binding; muscle alpha-actinin binding. The record is from RefSeq and is a predicted model, not a curated record. Gene Ontology annotation, biological process: heart development; muscle structure development; actin cytoskeleton organization.